AUGGCACAAGAUGUGCGCGACUCACAUUUGCAGCCUCCGGAUGCCGCUCCGCUCUCCGAUGAACAGCUGUCGGAGCAACCCUCCGCUACCGAGUGGAUGUCGGCGCAAUCGAACCAUUCCACUGGCGCGCUCCACAGCGACAAUGAUAUCGUCCACCCACAUGAGGCAGUAGACUACUUGGCUGGGCACUCACGUUCUCCAGAGAGUACAGUCGUGGGCGAAUUCGACAACAUCCCGGCAAUGGGGAAGAAACCUCGGACUUUACCAGCAUGGAUCCGUUCAGUCGAGUAUACGGAGGAUGAGGUAGAUGCAGCUGUCACAGAUAGGCUGCUUCCAUCACAGCCCGGAGAAGCUGUUGUCGCCCAGCACAAUCAUUCGCCUUAUGCGGCAUCAAGACCUACCCUUUCGAGUGGACAGGGUGAAAGUAGCAGGGGUUUCAUUGGACGAGAGCGCGAGUCGCGCUGGAAGAACUUUUCCAGGGACAUUGCAUACCCCCGAGAACAAGGAGUUGAGGAGAAAUCCGUCACGCCGGACUGGUUGAAUGAGAAUCUCGGUGAUUAUUCUGAACCUUGGCGAGGUCAAGGUGAACCGGAUGAAGAUACCGAAGACCCCUUGAGGAUGAGAAGACGACGAGAAAUUUGGUUCAAGCGCUUCCACAGCACGCUUCUCAAGAGCCCUAUGGUCCCCUUGAUCUUUCGACUUACGGUGUGGUGCUUUUCCCUCACUGCAUUAGCUCUUGGAGGCUCUAUCCAACAUCUCUCGGGGACGUACCAGCAUCCCCAAGGCCCCUCUGCACUGAUGGCGAUUAUCGUCGAUGCGGUUGCCUUGGUUUACCUCGUUUACAUUACAUUUGAUGAAUACACAUCCAAGCCGUUGGGUCUUCGCUCUCCCUCCGCCAAGGCGCGACUCAUUCUUCUGGACAUCUUUUUCAUUGUGUUCGACUCGGCCAAUCUCAGUUUGGCGUUCGAAUCACUCUCGACCGUGAGGGGCGCAUGCACCAUGGCUGAAGUUAACCAAGAGGUUGCGCCGAAAAACGACGCAAUAUGCGACCGGCAGAUCGCCUUAGCUUGUGUACUACUGAUUGCGCUACUAGCCUGGCUUACCACCUUUUCCAUCAGUGUCCUCAGACUUGUCGAACGAGUUGCUUCAUGA
Messenger RNA from Aspergillus luchuensis, 1152 nucleotides. Its product is annotated as phospholipase D regulator. NCBI's taxonomy places the organism in Eukaryota, Fungi, Ascomycota, Eurotiomycetes, Eurotiales, Aspergillaceae. Gene Ontology annotation, cellular component: fungal-type vacuole; cell periphery. The transcript has 3 exons. The record is from RefSeq and is a predicted model, not a curated record. Gene Ontology annotation, biological process: positive regulation of catalytic activity. Bases 1 to 1152 code for a protein of 383 amino acids.